GGGGACAGGCGGGGGAAUCCAGGCCCAGUGCAGGAAGCCACCAAAGCAUGAGCUAGAACAGGCUUCUUGCCGGCCUCAAGUCGUCUUCUUGUUCUCAUCGUUGUCAUAAUUUCUUGUUUUAUCUUGAAGGAAAAACCAGUGGAUUGGGAAAAUGAGGCUGAACGUCGCCAUCUUUUUCGGUGCUCUCUCCGGCGCCUUGGGGGUUUUGCUCUUUCUGGUGGCUUUUGGAUCGGACUAUUGGCUCCUUGCGACUGAAGUGGGGAGGUGCUCAGGUGAUCCACACAUAGAAAAUGUCACUUUCCACCACGAAGGAUUUUUCUGGCGAUGUUGGUUUAAUGGAAUUGUGGAAGAGAAUGACCCCAAUAUCUGGAAGUUCUGGUAUACCAAUCAACCAUCAUCCAAAAACUGUACCCACGCUUACCUGUCGCCAUAUCCCUUCAUGAGGGGAGAGCACAAUUCCACCGCCUACGACUCUGCCGUUAUUUACCGAGGUUUCUGGGCGGUUCUGAUGCUCCUGGGGGUAGUCGCUGUGGUGACCGCAAGCUUUCUGAUCGUCUGUGCAGCCCCCUUUGCCAGCCACUUUCUCUAUAAAGCUGGGGGAGGCUCAUACAUUGCUGCAGGAAUCCUGUUUUCCAUGGUGGUGUUGCUGUACGUGAUCUGGGUCCAGGCUGUGGCCGACAUAGAAGGCUACAAAAACAUGAAAAUGCAAGAUUGCUUGGAUUUCCAUCCUUCUGUUCUGUAUGGCUGGUCAUUUUUCCUGGCGCCGGCUGGGAUCUUCUUCUCUUUGCUAGCCGGAUUACUAUUUCUCAUUGUUGGACGGCACAUUCAGAUCCAUCACUAAUCAAACUGUUGCCUCUGGUAUUUUCUUGAGAAAUUUAAAACACAGUGUAUUUGUUUUGUUUUGUUUUUUCAUUUUUGUUUCAAUGAUCCCAGCAUGGUUCUAGUGGACGUAUCUUAUAAGUUGCCAUUUGAUUGAACAAUUUUACUAGUGGUUUACCCUGUGAUGAAGGUCCUAGGAUCUCUUCAGAAAGCAGCGUACUUCUUAUCCCAGUGUUGUCAAGGACCUAACCCUUCAGGGAGCUGAGAGGUGGCUCUGCCUUUCACAGCACCUUGCAAAGUCCUGUUGACAGUAUGAUGAUCUUUGCCUGGGCAAAAUAAAAUUUGGUUUCAAGUCUUCUUGGCGCAGUCUCUUCUGCUCUUAACUGAAAAAUAAACUCUGGAGAAUAAUUAAGAAUU
Ochotona curzoniae (black-lipped pika) is the source of this 1236-nucleotide messenger RNA. It is a transcript of the gene TMEM182, whose product is annotated as transmembrane protein 182. Gene Ontology annotation, cellular component: membrane. The transcript is spliced from 5 exons. Lineage: Eukaryota; Metazoa; Chordata; Mammalia; Lagomorpha; Ochotonidae. The record is from RefSeq and is a predicted model, not a curated record. Bases 152 to 841 code for a protein of 229 amino acids.